Molecule: messenger RNA, 6144 nt
Organism: Chiroxiphia lanceolata (lance-tailed manakin)
Lineage: Eukaryota; Metazoa; Chordata; Aves; Passeriformes; Pipridae
Gene: NELFA
Product: negative elongation factor complex member A
Exons: 11
Coding region: 448-2067 (539 amino acids)
Biological process (GO): negative regulation of transcription elongation by RNA polymerase II
Cellular component (GO): NELF complex
Source: RefSeq, a predicted model, not a curated record
CUCCGCCAAGCGCUGUGCUGGGAGGCGCGGUGGCCGGCCCGGCUCCGGGGGGGGAAGCCCUGCCUCCGAGCCCCGCUAUCCGGCCCCGCGGUGCUUCGGCGUCCCGCUCCCGGGUCUCGACCCCUUCUAGCCCUGGAGAGCCCCGGAGGAGUCGGGGCGGGCUGUGAGGGAUAAUGAGGGGCUGACAGAAGAGCUUCUCUGCGGUGAGGCGGCGCCAUCUUGCAGUACGGAAGAAAAGCCGCGGCGGGCGCCAUUUUGCAUCUGCCCGAGGGAUGAGAGGAGCCUCGCUAUUUUCCGCCUGGUGGGCGCCGCCAUUUUAGGUUACGGCAGAACCUCCGCCUUCCGUAGCGCAACCUCAUUGGGCGCCGCCAUUUUGGCUUACGAACAGGACGGCGACCCGCAGGGGUCCUCACCCCCUCCCUUCCUCCCUUUAGGUGCCUUCAUAAAAUGCCCGUCGAGAAUCCCCUCUUUUUUCGCCCCGCUCCCAAGAUGGCGUCGAUGCGGGAGAGCGACACCGGCCUGUGGCUGCACAACAAACUGGGCUCCACGGACGAGCUGUGGGCGCCGCCGAGCAUCGCCUCGCUGCUCACGGCCUCGGUCAUCGACAACAUCCGCCUCUGCUUCCACGGCCUUUCCUCGGCCGUCAAGCUCAAGCUGCUCCUGGGGAUGCUGCACCUGCCCCGGCGGGCGGUGGAUGAGAUGAAAGGGGCACUGACUGAAAUUAUCCAGCUCGCUACCUUGGAUUCAGACCCCUGGGUCUUAAUGGUAGCUGAUAUUUUAAAAUCCUUUCCAGAUACUGGCUCCCUUAACCUUGAUCUUGAAGAACAGAAUCCCAAUGUUCAAGAUAUUUUAGGAGAGCUUAGAGAGAAAGUAAGUGAAUGUGAAACUUCAGCUAUGUUGCCGUUGGAAUGCCAAUACUUAAACAAAAAUGCCUUGACAACACUAGCUGGGCCACUUACUCCCCCAGUGAAACACUUCCAGCUGAAAAGGAAACCUAAAAGUGCCACUCUCAGAGCUGAACUCUUGCAGAAGUCAACAGAAACUGCACAACAGCUCAAGAAGACUGCAGGAGUGCCUUUCCAUGCCAAAGGCAGAGGACUGGUCAAAAAGAUAGAUACAACAACACCACUCAAAGGAAUACCAAAACAAGCUCCAUUCAGGAGUACUUCAGCACCAAGUGUGUUUAGUCCUUCUGGAAACAGAACUCCUAUUCCUCCUUCAAGAACACCUUUGCGCAAAGAAAGGGGAGUUAAGCUUCUAGAUAUCUCUGAGCUGGAUAUGGUUGGUGCUGGCCGUGAAGCAAAGAGAAGAAGAAAGACAUUAGAUACAGAAGUUGUGGAAAAACAAGCCAAAGAAGAAACAGUAGUAGAAAAUGCUACCCCAGAUUAUGCUGCUGGCCUUGUGUCUACACAGAAACUUGGCUCAUUGAACAAUGAGCCUGCACUACCUUCUACAAGUUAUUUACCUGCUACCCCCAGCGUGGUGCCAUCUUCCUCCUAUAUCCCAAGCUCUGAAACACAGCCAGCUGGCUCUUCACGAGAGGCCUUGCAGACUAACAGACAGACUGAAGAGCCUGCAGCUCCCAAUGCUACUACAACUCUUCCUGCACAGUUCAAGCAAAGAACACCCAUGUACAACAGUAACUCUAAUCCACCUGCAGCUACACCUACCUCACCCCUCACACCCACCACGCCUCCUGCCAUCUCCCCUGCGGCACAAGCACCACAAGUGGCCCCCCAAACUCAGCAACAGCCACCACCGAAGAAAAGCCUCUCUCUCACAAGGGAGCAAAUGUAUGCUGCACAGGAAAUGUUCAAGACUGCAAACAAAGUUACAAGGCCAGAAAAGGCUCUUAUACUUGGAUUCAUGGCAGGAUCCAGAGAGAAUCCUUGCCAAGAGCAAGGUGACAUCAUCCAAAUUAAACUCAGUGAGCAUACAGAAGAUUUACCAAAGGCAGAUGGCACGGGCAGCACCACUAUGUUGGUUGAUACAGUCUUUGAAAUGAACUAUGCUACUGGUGAAUGGACCAGAUUCAAGAAGUACAAACCUAUAACUAAUGUUUCCUAAGAGAUGCAGCAACAGCAGACUGGACCAAAUCAAGCUUAGAGUCAACCAGCUCAUAGUGUAUGUCAACUGUACAAAAUGGCAUUCGUGUGUACAUUUCUUAUUACCCUCCAGAAUAGAAGCUGUGGCUCUUCAACCAAACUGGGCUCAGUGAACACAGAAGAUGGGGUCAAACUCACUUUUUUUUUUUUUUUUUUUUUAUUAAUCUUGGGAGAGGGAAAGAUGAUCUUGACGGGGAGACGUUGUUGUGGUUUGUUUUCCUACGGUUCAAGAUGCUGAAAAAGAUUACAGAUGGGAGCAGUUCACUGCCUAGUGCUGGAAGAGAAGACGACUGCACAGUCCUUCAUGGUUUACCAUUAACUGAGGGCACAGAUCUUUAUUGUAAAAACAUUUUCUUUGGCUACAUGUGUUCUGUCAUAAGAACAGACAUUUGAAGCACCACAAGUCAGUGCUUGAUUACUUUGUAUUUCAGCUGCAGUUUAACUAUUGCGGGUGGUAUGUCAGUGUCUAAAGGUACCCACUGUAUGUUUAGCUUAUUUGUGCUUGGGUCAUAGGAUGAGAUUGAGCAGCUUUGCUAACUCGCUAUAUUGUCAGUGUACAUGCCCAGCAUGUGUUAAUCUGUAUUUGGCAUUAUUUGAGAUAGAAAGAAACUAAGUAUCAUAACUUUCUGAAGGAAAAAACCUGUUGAAAUUAAAGAAGUAGUGGUGGCUUGUCACUGCCUGGAAGUGACAACUCUUUGCCAUGGAAGUCUUGGGGUUGAAGUCCAUCUGAAGCUCUAGCAUAGCAAACCCUUUGCACAGCAUAACUUGCAUGGGAGGAAGGGAAACUCGUCUCAAGACCAAUUGAAGCUUAAUUUAGAAAUGGCCCUAGAAAUGGUUGAGACAUACAUCUGAGAAGAAGUAGUAGUUUUUUUGUCCUGAGGCAGUGUUAGUUUAUGUUUGGUUGAGCAGUCAUAAUGUGUUUGAUCACCAUGCCCUGACCCAAAAAGUUCUGAGUGACUGUAGCUGUGGUUCUUACCAGUGUAGUUUUAUCAGUAUCAUCGCUAAUGUGGCCACAAUUAUACUGGCAUAUAAAUGUGCCUUAUACUUGUCCCCUGCUAGUAGAAGCACAUUUUUAUCUUUAUAACUGUGUUCACACCACUGGUGUAAUCUGGCUUUAAUAGUACAAACAAAGCUGGCAUUUAUUGAGAGGACUUGUGUAUAUAAGUCAGGAUUGCUCCUUGGGAGACUUGGCUUCAUCAUUUGAAGGAGACUUGGCUUCAGCAUCUGGUUUCUGCCAGUAGUUGUGUGUGGAGCUGUGCUUGGUUGGGAAUGCUGCUUAGAAGGAAGAAAUACAAAGAUGAGUAGCAGAGUGGUGAUGUGGUGCUGAGAAGGUACCUUGGGGCUGACUUAGAGGUUCAUGUUGAAGUGGAACUCUUAGGACAAAAUGAGGCUUUUUUUUUUUUUUUUUUUUCUCUGAAAAGAAAGCAGACCAAAUCCCAUAGGACAUUUGUAUACUAACAGACAUCUAGAUGAUUUGAUUAGAGUCUUGUUUUUUAUUGGGGAAUUUUUAUUGCAUUUUAAUUUUAGUUUUUCAAAUAAACUAUCCAACAGGACAGGGCAAGUAUAAAUAAUAAAAGAACCCCUGUAUUCUACAGUGUUUUAAGAUGUGACCAAAAGUGUAGAUUUCUUAACUUUAUUUAAGCAAAUAUGCAGAAUGUUGUAGCUCCUGUGAUGGCCAGUUAUGUGAUGGUAGCUGCUGCCAUUAAGGAGUGUUGUGCAUGUUUUAGUGUGAAAGUUAAUCACAUAUAACUGUCACAUUGGGGCUGUCCUCCACGUAAUUACCCCAUUUCAGAAACAAUGUAGAUUGUAAUUUUGAUUGCAACUUUUCUUUAUAAACAGCUAGAAACCAACCUGACAAGUGAGGAUGAGUAGUGAGUUUUAGUUUUUAGGAGUUCAGUAGAAUGCUUUAUCAUGGUUAUAACUUAUUUGAUUUUAGUGUGUUACAUGGUAAGGGCUAAGGAUAGAAUAUGAAAAUAUUCAUCUUUUAAAAAGAAAGGUUUAAAGAAAAGUGACAUUCCUUUUCUUGUCUGCAUUCAGAUUUUGAAGUUUUCUUGUGAAGACCAGUUUUCUGUAAACAUAUAUGAUACUUGUCUGUCUUGCAGCUUAUUUAGCAAGCAGGAACAGUUAUCAAAUACAGUUUUUAAGAAGGAGCAUUUAGGAAAUUGGCUUGAGGGGCAUGUACUGUCAGUGUAAACUGUUGAUGCAAGACUUGUGCAACUGUGUCGUGGUCGGGAGCUGCUGUGUGGUGGCUCUUUUGGCUUCCUUGAGAGUAAUUGUAGUCCCUCACUAAACUUUCUUGGUGCACAGAAGUCUGUAUUUCAGACCUAGGGGUGGAGGCAGUUGCCCCUCUCCUCUUCAAGAAGCCCUUCUAGGAUGCAGUGGAGUCAUUUGAGUGCAGUAGUAUGUAGGAAGCUUAACCAUGCUGCUGUUUGUAUUUGCUGCAUAACCCAGUUGGUCUCCAGGCCUGUUUGUCUAAAGUCAGUCAUAUGCAAUAAAUGGAAAUUUUAAAUAGAACUAUAGUAUAUUUUUAAUUCUGUUCAGUCAUUAGAACGAGACAACACUGCAAAAAUAAAUUAUUUUUUAAAGUGACUUUAUGACCCUCAAUAUCAGAGCAUUACUUCAACUUGAUCUGUGAAUCUAGAAAGUGUUUUUAAAUGCCUAAACAAAGGGAAGGUUUUGCAACAUUGUUAAAAUGAUACAGUAAGGAGUAAAACUACACAGAGCUCUUCAGUUCAGCAAAUUCAGUCUUCAAAUUAGUGUUCUGAAAGUAGGAAUGAUGUCAGACAAAUCAGAAAAGGCAACAUCAACAUUGAAAUUCCAAUAUACUGGACUUGUUGCAUACAGAACAAAAUCUGGCCCUGGAACUUGAUAUUUUUUGUCUUGAACACUCAGUCACUCGGAUGUGUUCUCUGGAGCUGAGGCUCAGUGUGUGCUGUAAGGUUAAACCAAACACUCGUUGACUCUGGAGUGACUCACAGAUGCCCCCAGAAGUUGACCAGAGAAGUAGUUCUUCAAGCUUUGCUUGUGUCCUUUCCUCUUCCCUUUAUCCAAGCGUGAAGCUUUAGGAAAUAGCAAGCCCAAACUGUUGAGGUUUGGGCUUGAACUGCUCCUCAGCAAGGAGGAUGUCCCAGUUUCUUUUGCCCUUACUUGUAGAGAAGCCCCUGUCUGUGGCAGCCUAGACAUGGUAUGAAUUAGCUUGUUCGAUUUCUAGAGUGUGGAAUACUGGAGAAAGAGGCAACGAAAGUGGCUUGUGUUUUCCCUAUCCUGGCCAAACUUGAUCUUAGGGGAGAAAGAGCACGUACGUGCUUGCCCAGGCUGCUUUAACAACUUCUCCUACAGUUGAAGUGCUGGGUUUCUGUUGGCUCCAUUUUUGUUCAUGAGUGCUGUGAGGACCAGAAAGAGUAAAUGAGUGUAACAAAGAAGCUGAGCCCAAGAAGGAUGCUGAGCAAGAGUUAUGAUCACACACAGAUUCCAUCUUACUUGUCACUAGAACAUUUUUUUGCUCUCUAGUGCUCUGUAGUUAUCUCCAUAGAAACCAGUCUAGGCUUAGUACAGUUAACAUUGGUAUUGGGCCUGUAUUUUGUGGGUUAACCUGAUUUUGGCUGUUAGCUUUGCCAUUUAAUCUUUCAGUUCAGUACCAUAGGAUGCAGUGGGGAGGAGCCUUUCGUAGUUACUUGACAUCUCCACGUGGAAUUGGUCACUUCUCUCACUGAGUUGUGUCAAAGUGCAGACCACUUGUCCAGAUGAAAGAAAUCUUGAGACUCUGACAUUACACAGUUUAAGGGUGAAUCACAUUUUCAUAGUAAGAUCUGACUGGAAGAAAAAAGACUAAAAAAUGUUAAGCCAGAGCCCUCUGGGAAUCUGGUGCCUUUAACAAAAACUGUCAUUUUGUAAAAUGUCACAUCUAUAGCAUAGCCCGUAUGUUUUCUAUUUUUUUUUUUUUUUUGUACAGUUGUAAAUUCAAAAUAUUCUGUCUUUGGGUACGUAUUUUCAGUGUAAUACAGUAUGUAUAAUAAAAAAUUUAGAUUUUCUAAGGAAA